Cylicocyclus nassatus is the source of this 6712-nucleotide messenger RNA. The record is from the annotation of a GenBank genome assembly. Lineage: Eukaryota; Metazoa; Nematoda; Chromadorea; Rhabditida; Strongylidae.
AGAGCCUCAGCCACACUUGAUGUUCCACCCAGUCUCGCGCGUUCGGCAGUGUAUCCAGUGAAAUCUUCAGCUUAGACUAUGAGCUCUGGACACUACCACAGAAGAUGGUCAGCGAACACUGCGGGAAGAACAACGCCAACUUCACAAACCCUCGCGAGUACGGUCGAGCCGAGCACAUAUGGGACAAGUUGGAACUCAGUACGCUGGAAUAAGCCUUCAACUACGGGUUAUCGAAGCCACUCAGCAGCGAUCGCGUCGCGAUUUGAGCCGAAACCGAAGCCUUUCUACACACCCUCCUCUACAACCUCCUCGGCUACACCUCGCACCACAACCACAUCGCGAUACUCAAAUGCAAACAGUGAAGCCGCCAAGAUCGCAGCUCAGGUGGCAAGUCUCGGCCCAUCAGUAACCACGCGGGCAUCGCGAUUCGACACCACCACUCGCGACAGUGCGAGCAAAUAUCGCAGCGAAGCGCGCGAUAUCAUCAACAAAUGGACGAGCCGAGAAAGGAAUAGUGAUCAAGAUUUCUCUAGAGUUCUGCGAAUCCCAGCGAAGCCUACAAGUUACUACUCAUUGCACUUCACGUCGCGAAAGCUGUUUGGUGACAAUUCUUUCUUGUCAAGACCUUCGGAGAAUGUUGCCGCUAAUGGAUACUUGAAUAAACCGAGCGAGUAUCACUAUCGCAAAUCGUCAUCGGUAACACCAACACGGUCAAAUGCAUCGACAGUGUCACGAUAUUCCGAUAAGACCAGCAUACUCUCUCCGUCACCAACUCCAACAUCACAACCACAGAUCGCUGAUCCCAAUACCGCCAAUUUCAGCGUACCUCGGGCCGAACGUCCAUGGCGCCAACGACUCGCCGAGUCGUCGCGGAUCCGUGCGUCGCUGGGCGACGACUACCGAUCUCGUCUUGGCUCUACAGAUAGCACAGCUAGUGCACCAAGAGCACGAACAUCCUAUACUCCAUCAUUCGCUAUAAAUUAUGCUAAGCCACAAACGGACACUCAUCCGAAACAUCUGAUGUCCAGAAGCUAUUCGCCCAUCCGACCUCGAGACGAGAUCUACAAAUCUCUUACAGCUGUAGAAAAACCGCCACUUUCAAAAGCUAGGACUCCUGAUCGGCUGAGUUCAAGUCAAGAAUCAUUGCGGGAAGAGAGAAAACUACAUGCAGGAGUUUCGACAGCUCCUAAGAAUCCCUCGAUCCGCGAAAGUAGUCUGGAACGCGAAGCAGAACGGCCGAAAAAGCGAUCCAGUAAGGAGCGAACCGCUCGACGAAGCUCUCGACAACAGGCUUACAAUCAGAGUUCAACGAGCGAAGAGGAGAUCGAUCGAUCACUCAACAGGGCUGAUGCGAAACGACGACGACGACGAAGGAAGGAGUCGUCAGAAAGGGGAGUUGCAUUUCCUGGCAACUCGGCACCCAAUGGAAUGCCGAAAUCGCCAGAUACAUCGUUGCGGCUUGCAAGGCAAGACGAUGUGAAAAUUAGCCCAGCACGGACACAACCUAAAACAAAUGCCAUCAGUCCACCGCCAGUUGUAAGUCCACCGAAGGUAACUCCCAUCAAACUUAUGCAAGAAUCCACGACGCCAAAGGCUGGCUCUGUUGAGGUACCCAAGAAACCUCUAGCAGCAAAAGAUGCAAAAGGCGUCAUAGUUAUUGAAGUUGGUGGUCCUCUGAAGAGCGAUGAUCCGAAACGUUCAGUAAAGGACGCGAGUUCAUCGUCUACAGCUGUUGAAUCCUCAACUACAGCACGUCCGCAAAAGUUUACCACUGAUGCAUCAAGUAUUCCGGAAGAUGAAAGCCAAUAUAGUGCAGUGGUUCUUUUCAAACCAAAUAAGCCAAAAGUGAAACGGGUCGCGCCAGUGCCUGGAUUGUGGAAAGUCGCUGGUGCAGAUGAAUUUAUUAGCAAAAAUAAACGGUUUGUAAGGGACCAACAAGAAAGGGGCACCGCAUUUGUGUGGGAAGUUCGCCCACAUGCUCGCAUAAGCAAACGUACAAAGGCUUCACCAAGGAAGGUGAUGGCGCCGCCGCCACCACCAGUGACGGUGGCACCACCACCAGCGGCGGUGGUCGUCAAACCAACGCCGAAGCAGGAGGAAGUAAAGAAGGAGGAGAAGAAGGAGGCUAAGGAGCUGAAGGAGAACGCUGCCAGCGGCGAGAAGGACAAGGAGCAGAAGAAGGGCAGUGGCGCGUCGAGGAUCAAAAAGCUGUUCACAGCGAAAACGAGGCCAAGUGUGCCAGAGCAAGCGAAAGUCGAGAAAAACGAAGAGAAAAUAGAAGCGACUAAGCCGGCACAACAGAACCAGGAGGUUGAAAAGCUAGAUUCCAAGCCAAAGGAGACCAAAAAAAUCGAAGCGCCGAAGAAAACGCAGGUAAAGAACGGAUCAUCGAAGGACGAGAAGAUUUCUGUAGCCGAAGCGCAGAAGAAAACGGAGGAAAAACCGGCCAAGCCCGCUGUGCAGAAAGAAGAAAAAACACAGAUGUCAACGACUAUCAAGUCAAAAUCUUCCCGCGCUGAAGGAAUUUCGGCUAUUCUUCUGGCGCCUAUGUGGUUGUCGAUCAGAAACACGCGAAAGAUUCGAGAAUGCAAGCCGACGGCGACUCGAAAUGUUCAUCAUACAUUCUAUUGGAUGCCUACACCACUUAUGGCCAAAAAGACAUUGCAGCAGAAAAAGAAAAGCACAUCAUCUGCAUCGUUAAUGUGCAAGGCCAGUGUCGUCAACGCUAGCUCAUGUCAAGAAGCAUUUAGGAAAAAACCAGUACAGCAUGGAGCGCAGGUGAUCGUGGACAAACCAAUGCCCGACAUCAACAUCUGCCGUAUUCGCAUGCGAAUUAAACGUCCAUUGCCCAUGCCUGUGCCCGAGCUUCACAUUCCGCCCAAACAGCUUAGUAGUGACCGAGAAUCGUCGUCUGUACGUCUACGAUCUGUGGACAGCGAUGCGAAGGCAUCACCACUGCUUUCGCAAUCGCGAGCUUCGGAGGUUUUAGACGAAAUGAGGCAUUCCGAACCAGCACAUGUGGUUAGACGAUCAAGUAAAGAGGAAGAUUACAACAGCUUGGGUUUCCUGAUAUUGCCGGAUCAAUCGCUGCUUGAGGAAUACGUCAAGAGGAAACGUGGACGUCUCGAACGCCUCAGGUCGGAACCGAUCCCGGAGAGGGAUGAACCACGCUGCCAUUCGCCAGCAAACUCGACUGCUAGCGAGUUAUUGCCAGCUUGUGCAGUUCGGGUGUUCGAACGUAGUCCACACGGAGUGCCGGUGAUCACCAGUGGACCAUCAAGAAGUGUGUCACGGCUAAGUAGUGUGAGCUGCGCCACACCGACCACACCUUCAGCCAUGGUCGAGACGUUAUCCACGUACAAUAACUUCAACGCUAAACCACAAGCGUUCUUACGUGAACCGAACGCCCGCAUCCAGAUCGCCAAACCGAUCCAGUUUGAUCCGCCAAAAACACCGUUCGAAGAACGCCUACAGCAACAAGCGCAUGCCAUUCGAAAAGCAUCGGCCGCUUCGCUUGCCGCAUCCGAACAGGACCGUCACUCUUCUCCACGGCGCGUGUCGCAUCCGACGGAUGGCAUGACUUCGUUAUCAAACUCAUACACAGCAGCAUUAGCGGCAAAUACUAAUCCGGCACGACACGAGCGCUAUGCUGCUCAUAUCCCAGUGAACAAAGGCGACAACAGUGGUCGACAAAGCACAGCCAGUCAAGAUAGUCAACAAAGUGUUGCCUUGGACAACGCAACAAAGCAGCUCGAUCAAGUCAUCGAUCAGGCUCGACACAAACAUAGUCAACAUCGCAACAAAUUCAAGGAGGCUAUCGACUACCUCGAUCAGAUAUUCGAGGAUCUCAAGAAGGAAGUCGAUACGGGUGUCGAGGACAAGGUCAAGGACCGAAAUGGAGCUCCCGUUGCAGCACAACAACCGUCGACGGCCACUACUUCGCCGCCCGACAACAUUCGGCGACCCACCGUAAUCCACCCAAACCAAUCUAAACCGUCGACGAGCACUUCAAAUAGUAACGUACGACAAGUGAAACCCGUACAGCCUCCUUCACCCGUUGAGAUUGUUCUACCGCCUCCACCACCGCCAGCUGAGACUGAGUCAGUCGAUUUUGACGUCACCGAAACCAUCGUUCUACCGAAGAAGACUGACAAACUGGAUUUCACAAGGAGAUGGCUUCAAGACGACCUUAUGUCGUUGGCUCAUCAGCCACCGGCACCCAUUAUGAUUAUGCCAGAGCAGUGUUCAUAUUACAACGACGUCGAUGAGCACUCAUUGGGCAGCUGCUCGGCCGAAGUUGCUGCUAUUAACCUAGCCGGAAAGAGAGAGAAACCGAGAAAGAGCAACGGAAUCGCAAAGAUAGCCUCAUUGGAAAAGCCGGCGCCCAUAAGGCCACAACCCUGCCGUCCCCAACCAGUCUAUGCACCACCACCAAAAACUAGCGGUCUACGACACUUCCCUGUUGAAUUGGAAGUGCCACCAAUACAACGGGUAUCGUCAUUCGAUCAUGUGCCUGAUCGAAAAGACUACACUAACACAAACACAUGGCGAUCUGGAUCACAGGAGCCCUAUCAAACUCAGGGUAGCGUCAUCUCUGAAGAUGCGUUACGGCCAUCACCGUCCGCUUUUCAGAGUGUGUCAAGCUUCUCAAACCGAGGAAACAUGAGAGGGUCAUUAAGGUCAUUGCCUGAUGCUGGUCUCAUCAUUCGGGGUAGAUACCACCAAGUAACCCCUCCCAAGGAUCCAACCUUGGCUAUCGACCAGUUAUGUGCUGAAUUAGAGCUAAAUACUGAACAGCCAAUGUCAGUGCAAGACAAACGACGAUCUUUUCCCACUUCAUUCGCUCAUGAAAAUAUGUAUACAGCAACUAAUACCGCAUAUGAGCAACCAACUCGACGGUUAAAUGAGAGGAAAGCACAACCAUAUCAGCAACAACAACAACAGCAGCAACAACAACAACCCAAACCUCUGUACCCUACUGCCAUUAGUACACAUCAACCGGUGCUUCAGACGCGCUCAACGCCGUUAAACGGCAGCAACAUUAACAACAACAGCAGCAGUCGACUGUCGCAAGCGCAACAUCAACCAGCGCAGCAAACCGCGCCGCAGCGCAGCGCGCCGCCGCCAGCAUACACGACGCAUCCGGUUGUGCGACGAGCACCGCAAAGGCAACAAAAGUCGCUCGAUGAGGUCACAAAUAUGUUGAAUAACGUUGUGAACGAAUUCCAUACAACACAACAACAACAGCGACGGAAACCGGCACAGCAGAGCAGUCAUGCUCUCUACGCCACACCUCAUUCAACAAACCAGUCGAAUCCGUUUGAAACCAUCAAUCAGGAGAAAAUCAAUCCUAGUCGCGUAGAAGCUAUGCAUAAUAUGUUCGAAAGGAAUGCAGCACCGGCGCAGUCUAGGUGGAGCCAUCAAGCGCCAGCUCCUUUUGUAGCCGCCAGACCCAGGGAUGAUGACAACUAUCACGAGAUCAACGAGUUCAGCACUCGACAGCUCAAGCGCGCCACUCCUCCGCGGCAAGCAAACACCAACGCGAUUCGUCAUUCUCCGCAGAACUUCGUUACGGAGUACACUCCACCAUAUCCUUCAACUCAACCGCCUUCUCAUCCUCCUGGAAGAAAUGGGUCAGCCACGUCUUCUCAAAACGGCGGUUACUACUCAUCCAAUAGCUCCGGUGUUGGAGCCCCUGCCUAUCAAAAUCAGAUGACGGCGCGACGUAGUUCGAUUGUCGGUCACCAGUCCAUUUCUUCAAGAGCUCCUUCAAUCGCUGAUGAUGAUGACGAUGAUGGGUUCUAUGAUAACAUCGGAACAUAUGAUGAUCGACGAUUCUCACGAGGUAGCGAGAUGGAUGUCACCUCAUUGUCAUCACAUCAAUUACCACCACACGGUGGCUGGAAACCGACAAAGAUAGGCUCAUUCUUGAGAAAAAUUGGUGGGGGAAGUCGUCCACCGGGAAGUGCUGCCAGCCUUGUCUCGCUCAAUAAGGUCGCAAACGAGACGCCGAUUAAAGCUGGCGUACUCAUGAAGAGCAACAGCCUAAGCAACGAGCCUUGGAAGAAAAUGGUGAUGGACGGUCCAAGCUUGCCAGCCAGGCAACCUACACCCAACAAAGGAGGAUUCGGAACGCGCAUAAAGAACUCUAUAUUUGGCUCGAAAAAACGGUUAAAUGGCUGAACGCGUCCCAGUCUCUGGCUAACUCCACGUGUCUAUAUCUUAAAUGCUUCUUUGACUUGAAGCGCAUUAUCUUCCUCCUUAAAACGCAUAUUUGAAUAAGUUACUUAAUUUUUAUCUGUUAACUAGCCCGCUUCCGUUCAGUGCCGCUAAAAUAUGUGCCAUAAAAGGAAAAAAUUGGGUGAAGCAGUGUAAGCCUGUAUUUGUUCAUUUUUCUUGUUAUGUUUGUAAUCCAACACUCUGAUCAAAUCGCGUAUUUUUGUUCAAGUAAAGUUGCAAUAAUUGUCGACUGCGUCUGCAUCAGAACAUUUGCUCACCAACACACCAUGUUGUUGUUGUCUAGCUACAUUUUGUAUGGGCGUAUCACCGUCUGUGCGAUGCCAGCCGAACGAACGAACAUUACGUCUCGCUUUGCUCUCGGUUUUGCAUCCACAGACAGCAAUAGUCCUGCUACAUGGGUGACUCGCUCGUGCCUUGUGAUUGAUGUGUUAUAUUCAAAUUAUAGUUUUAUGUGAUAAACUUUUUUCUAUGA